Recurvomyces mirabilis is the source of this 912-nucleotide messenger RNA. RefSeq lists its product as uncharacterized. Lineage: Eukaryota; Fungi; Ascomycota; Dothideomycetes; Mycosphaerellales; Teratosphaeriaceae. The coding region runs from base 1 to 912 and encodes 303 amino acids. The transcript is spliced from 2 exons. The record is from RefSeq and is a predicted model, not a curated record.
AUGACUUUCGAGCCACCAGCCAAGGACGAAUCCAUGAUCCUCGUCUGCCACCAGCUCCACGACGAGUUCAGAGAUGUCUUCGACCGAGUACGAGGAGUGGCGACUCACAUUGCGAUCAACACGACAAACUUCUCCUAUGCCGAGAUCUCUCCAGUGGCGAGGGAUAUUGAAGCUGGAAGGUUUAGUCCGAUAGCGAGGUUCGACUUGGCUGUCGAGAUCAACAAAGCAUUCAGGUGGCCAUUUGACGAUCUAAGAUUAGUGCAAGCUGGAUUUCUCGUAGGCGAUGCUAGAAGCGAUAUCGACCCGACUGGUUCGCCAUACUGUAUACCCUACGAUUGCACGGUGCAGUUCAUGGACGACAGCGUCGAUCGAGACUACUGGAACCAUCUCGUCAAUCAAGUCAUGCCGGGCUUUGUAGUCGAGCUGGGCGAAGAUAUGCUGCAAGUUGAUAGAGUAGCGAAGGCUUUCGAGGCAGCGCUACGUGAGGUCAAGAAGGGAUCUUGCACUUACUACAGCGUGCCGCCACGACGGACCACGUACACUAUGAAUGGUGACAGUGUCAGGAGUAUUGUGAGCCCGGCGAUGGACAGCGCCCAGCGUGCAAUGAAAUGGUUCAAGAAGAACUGCUCGAUUACUUCUAGGCAGCCCGAGAGGAAGCAUGAACGAUUCGACAACCGGUGGAAAGUCUGGCAAAAUAAGGAAAUACCAUUCAAGAUUGAGCAUGUUACACACGAUGCUAGCAAGAAGAGUCAUAUGCCUUUAGCUUAUGAAAUCUCUUCGCCUUCGGUCAGUCGGACGGAGCAGACAACAUUCAACAUCCAUCAGAGAACAGGCUCGGGUGGUGAGUCCGAGGCAUGGCGGGUUUCCAAUAUCGUGGGCGCACCUGUGAUGGGAGUCUACGAUACCGUUUAG